Penicillium pulvis is the source of this 327-nucleotide messenger RNA. RefSeq lists its product as uncharacterized. The transcript has a single exon. The coding region runs from base 1 to 327 and encodes 108 amino acids. The record is from RefSeq and is a predicted model, not a curated record. NCBI's taxonomy places the organism in Eukaryota, Fungi, Ascomycota, Eurotiomycetes, Eurotiales, Aspergillaceae. Gene Ontology annotation, molecular function: metal ion binding; oxidoreductase activity.
AUGGGCAACUCCCUCGCAAAAAAAACGCCUCUCAUCAAAGGGCUGGAAUCGCUAUUGUCCCCCAAGCACCAUGCUGGCACCUACAGUGGAAUCACAGAGCAUUCCCCUCAAGCUCAGGUCGAGGAAGCCGCCUCUCGAUUGCAACAGGAUACAUUCAUCGACACGAUCAUCAGUGUAGGCGGUGGCUCACCGAUGGAUAGUGCCAAGAACAUCACAUGUCGUACACGAAUCCACAGGACGAUGGCUAUCGCACAUCACAAUCCCGACAACAUUGUCAGCAGGCGAAUGUACACCAGGCGCGGGAUUUACACGGGCAGACGGCAUUAA